This is a messenger RNA of Alosa sapidissima (American shad), 2689 nucleotides long. RefSeq names its product sulfide:quinone oxidoreductase, mitochondrial-like. Gene Ontology annotation, cellular component: mitochondrion. The coding region runs from base 506 to 1834 and encodes 442 amino acids. The record is from RefSeq and is a predicted model, not a curated record. NCBI's taxonomy places the organism in Eukaryota, Metazoa, Chordata, Actinopteri, Clupeiformes, Clupeidae. The transcript is spliced from 10 exons. Gene Ontology annotation, molecular function: sulfide:quinone oxidoreductase activity; FAD binding.
ACUGGCUAAUGAAUUUGAAAUUAUCAUGUUUAUUGUGCCUUUUAGGCUAUACUGUAGGGUUUUUAGUUCAUUGAUGAGGCUAUAACUAGGUGGUGGAGCAUUGAUGUAGGAGCCCCUGUUGUUGGGGUCAUUAUUUGGUUUCCUGAUGUUUUGCUUGGCAAAAAAUAUUUACAGGCUUACAUUCUAUUACAUUUUAUUAUAGGGCCUCUAACCUUCUCAUUUAUGUGCUAAUUGUUGUUGAUGGUCUCCGUUUAAUUCAUUCUACCCCUGGCUGCGGUAGCAGUAAACUGCGGCACAUUGUUGAUGAACUCUGUUCAACUCAACAGCAAAAACUAGCCUACUGUCCUGUUGAUAGCCUCCCUGCGUGCCUGCCUGCCUGCCAAACCGGAUAUUACUCCACAGAAGUGUCGUAAGGAGUAAGCUAGAUGGCUCUACCAGAGCCCAUUUACGUUUAGUAGACUCUCUCUGGCUCUACGUUCAAUCGGCAGAAGGCAACGUGGGAGUCAUGACAGCGUCUGCUCUGCGCGCACAAAUGCCCUGGAGGCGGAGUUGCCAGAGGAUGAGCUACCAGUGCUUCCACACCACCCACCGAACAGAGUCCAAGGAGCAUGUGAAGGUUCUGGUGCUCGGGGGAGGGAGUGGAGGCAUCACAAUGGGCGCCCGCAUGAAGCGGAAAGUUGGAGCCGAGAAUGUUGCCAUAGUGGAGCCAAGUGAGAUGCAUUACUACCAGCCCAUAUGGACACUGGUGGGUGCUGGAGCUAAGAGCGUGGAGUCGUCUGGUCGGCCAACGUCUAGCGUCAUCCCCUCUGGGGUGAAGUGGGUCAAAUCCAGAGUGAUGGAGGUUAACCCAGACAACAACUCUGUUCGCACAGACUGUGGGAAAGAGAUUUCCUAUGAGUAUCUCAUUGUGGCCCUCGGCCUCCAGCUCCACUAUGAGAAGAUUAAAGGUCUUCCAGAGGGGUUUGAACACCCCAAGAUUGGUUCCAACUACUCAGUAAAGACUGUGCAGAAGACCUGGAAAGCCCUGCAAGACUUCAAGGAGGGAAACGCUAUCUUCACCUUCCCUAACACACCAGUGAAGUGCGCUGGAGCUCCACAGAAAAUCAUGUACCUGUCUGAUGCAUUCCUGAGAAAGACUGGGAAGCGGUCAAAUGCAAACAUCAUAUACAACACGUCUCUACCCGUUUUGUUUGGGAUCAAGAAAUACGCAGACUCUCUGUGGGAGAUUGUCAAGUCUCGAGACCUGAAUAUAAAUCUCCGACAGAACCUCAUCGAAGUCAGGGCAGACAAGCAGGAAGCUGUGUUUGAGAACCUGGACAAACCUGGAGAGACUAAAGUGUUUGAGUAUGAGAUGCUGCAUGUGACCCCCCCAAUGGGCCCCCCUGAUGUCUUGAAGGGAUCUCCGUUGGCCAACGAGGCCGGAUGGCUCAACCUCAACAAGGAGACACUUCAGCACAACGUCUACCCCAACGUGUUUGGCAUCGGAGACUGCACCAGCCUGCCCACUGCAAAAACAGCAGCCGCUGUGGCUGCACAGUCCAGCGUACUCGACCGGACAAUCACCAGAAUAAUGAAGAAGAAUAAGCCUGAUAAAAAGUACGAUGGCUACACCUCCUGUCCUCUGGUGACCAGCUACAACACGGUCAUCCUGGCUGAGUUUGACUACAAUGGCCAGCCUCUGGAGACCUUCCCCCUGGACCAGAGCAAGGAGAGGAGGACCAUGUACUACAUGAAGGCUGACCUCAUGCCCCACCUCUACUGGCACGGCCUGCUCAAGGGUCUGUGGGGAGGACCGGGCCCAUAUCGCACCAUCAUGCACUUGGGGAUGAAAUAGAGUCCAGAGACCACAAGGAUGUCUUCACCCUCUGGAUGUCUUCACUCCCUGGAUGUCUUUACCCUCUGAAUGUCUUCAUAUCUUGAAGUCUUCACCCUCUGGCACUGGACCCAAAGGUCUCCAAUUCAAGUGCAUUCACUUUAGCCAUUGAGUACAUAGCUGGAUACAUAUUAUUUUGUUACCAGUUCAAAGAGAAUUUAUACCCCUGCAUUAUAUCAUGUUUUAGUGCUUGUUGCAAUACUGUUAAUAAUGUUAUGACAUGCCAGAUGUGCAAGAUAAGAAGAAAAAAGCCCACUCCCCUUCCCAGAGCCCACUCAUGCGAAAUCACACUAAAGGACAAUCACUGAAAUCCGCCUCGCCACCCACCUUUCCUCACCUUCUUUUGAUUUGGAGGUUUUCAGGACCAAUUCCCCCCCCACACCCCCAUUCGCAUCAACUCUAAAUGAACAUGUUUAAUGUUAACUGCAUCCUGUGGCACUGGGAAGAACCACUGAUCAUGUAAUAUGCAAUGCAAUGCUUAUUUAACAUUAGACUGAUGGCCAGUUUUUGAAGCUGCUUUUAGCUGCUUGUCUUUGAUCAGUCAUAUUUCAGAGGUCAGAAAAAAUGCUGUUCAAGUUUGAGAGAAAUCAACUCCCAACAUUAACACAGAUUGUUUUUUGAAAAAGAAAAUCACUUACAAAAACACUUACACUGAUUUUUUAUAAAUAAAAAAGAAGAAAGAAAACUGCUUCAAUUGACCCUCAAAUUAGCCUCCAGAGGCCUUGCCCUGUAAUCCCACUGGGAGAUUUGAAGUGUUCGACUCUGAAUGAAUGGUUUUGGAAUUUGCUGUUUGAAGAAUAAAAAUCUAUUCUAUAG